CCACAAAACUUGCCUAAGAACUUAAGUGACACGAGUCUAGUGGAUAUCAAAAUACAAAGCAGCGAUGAAGUCAACCACCAUCCCAACACUAUCCCUCUCAGAGAAACUGGACCUUGCGUUCAGAAUACUUCGAGUACCCGGAACCAUCAUGCUCAUUCUCGUCCGAGGCAUACCCCUUGCUAUCAAAUAUAAGAUCCCAUUGCAGCUCUGGCUUACGUCCAUGGUCGGACGCAUCCUCCUAGGCGAUUUCAAUCCACGCCAAAUUCAGUUCCUCUCGACACCAACGAUAGAUGUCUAUACCGCCUGGAUCAAGAAGCAGCGAGAUCGGCUGAGCCAACAACCUGGACAGGGCCAUCUCAGUCGAGUAAAUCUCGAUAUCGAGCCACUCACUGGCACUGACGCAUCUAUAAUGUGGGUCGGGAAUCGCAAGAAAGCAUCUAAAUUCGUCCUCUUCUUACAUGGCGGCGGAUACGUCGCGCCCCCUCUGCCAGGCCACUUCACUUGGUGCUGGGAGGCAUAUGUCAAUGGUGGGCCUGGAUUGGAGAAAGAGGUUGCCGUUGCGGUACUGCAGUAUACGCUGGCGCCAGGUGGAAAAUAUCCUGAUCAGCUUCGCCAAGCCUCUGCCGCUCUCAAUCAUCUGCUUCAGAGCGGCGUGAAUCCGCGUGACCUCAUAGUCGGUGGUGACUCAGCCGGAGGGAACUUGGCAGCUCAGCUCGCUUACCACCUCCUACAUCCCCAUCCAGCGGUUCCAGAAGUGAAGCUUCAGAUCCCAGUCGCAGGCAUGUUCUUGGUCUCUCCUUGGCUCAGCGAUCGAACAGACACAACCUCGUUCAAAGAAUAUGGCAACGUCGACAUGCUCUCUGCAGCCAUCCUCCAGCGUAUCUCAGGGCACCCAUUCCGUAGUAAGGACCUGGAGCCAAGAGUAAAUGAAGCUCACCCCUGCCUCGCCGUGGAUGGAGAUUUGUCAUGGUUAAGUGAUCUCCCAGCGAUAGCGAGCGCCCUUUACGUUACUGCUGGUAGGCGCGAGGUUUUCAGUGAUGCAAUUAUCGAAUUUGGGAAAGUUGCUCAAGAGAAGUGCCUUUCGAUCCCUGUUCAGCUUGAAGUCGGCGAGCAUGAGGUUCAUGACUUUAUCCUCAUCGAGAACCAAGCAGAAGCAGCACAGGAUGCCACGCAGAGGAUGAGGAACUGGGCGUCAGGGAUAUUAGUAGACUAGGAGUAUAGAAGCCAGAGGAGCAUUGUCAACCAUGCCGUGAGAGAUGAUGCAAGCUCAGCCUAGCCUACCUGGUGUAAUGGAUCGGUUUCGGCCUGAACAAGGGGCGGAUGCAAAUGUUGGUCGACGGAAAAAACAAGACUUACACGACGACAUGGCAACAAUGCGGGCAAGCUCUUGAGUCACUGAUAAGCCCUCACCAGUUUAGUCUGUGAGUAUCUAUUAGAUAGCUCUAUUUUAGUUACUGUUUUCUGCCUUGAUGGUGCCAAGCUCUCUAUAAUAAUAAUCCUU
This is a messenger RNA of Fusarium redolens, 1501 nucleotides long. Its product is annotated as alpha/beta hydrolase. The record is from RefSeq and is a predicted model, not a curated record. Gene Ontology annotation, molecular function: hydrolase activity. The transcript is spliced from 2 exons. NCBI's taxonomy places the organism in Eukaryota, Fungi, Ascomycota, Sordariomycetes, Hypocreales, Nectriaceae. The coding region runs from base 65 to 1213 and encodes 382 amino acids.